Ictalurus furcatus (blue catfish) is the source of this 1288-nucleotide messenger RNA. Its product is annotated as apolipoprotein A-I-like. The coding region runs from base 366 to 1133 and encodes 255 amino acids. NCBI's taxonomy places the organism in Eukaryota, Metazoa, Chordata, Actinopteri, Siluriformes, Ictaluridae. The record is from RefSeq and is a predicted model, not a curated record. Gene Ontology annotation, molecular function: phospholipid binding; cholesterol binding; phosphatidylcholine-sterol O-acyltransferase activator activity. Gene Ontology annotation, cellular component: extracellular region; chylomicron; blood microparticle. Gene Ontology annotation, biological process: lipoprotein metabolic process; triglyceride homeostasis; cholesterol homeostasis. The transcript is spliced from 3 exons.
UUAUUAGGCCAUGACAGUCUGACAUCUAUCAGAGUGUUAAGUGAACUUUAGGCUCUGUGAUAACUGAUGGUCCAUUUAGACGGUUAUGAUGUGUAGCGUUGACAGCAAUGCACUACCUCCUGGACUUUGGGUUUUCAAUACAACACACACCUCUUUAAAGUAUAUAUACUGACUACUACAACAACCUCACACACACAGCUGGCAUCUGACAGAGCACAGAGAUAAAGGUAAGAAAAAGCUUGUAUUUUUGAUAUUGUUUGUUACAUUGAUUGUAUUGUUACUGUCUACAUAUUUAUGCAAUUCAUCACAUGUGUUAUAAAUAAAUACAUACCAUACAAUUUUUUUACAGACUCAAAACAAGAACCAUGAAGGUGUUUGUGGUACUGUUUCUGGCUGUGUUCACAGGUUGCCAGGCCAACUUGUUCUCUGCUGAUGAGCCCAAACCACAGCUGGAGCAGCUGACUGAUGCUUUCUGGGAAUAUGUUGCCAAGGCAACACACACCGCUGAAGACACACUGAAAACAAUUAGAGAGUCUCAACUGGGCCAGGAAGUCAACACUAGACUUACAGAAGGUGCUAAUGUGGCCAGUGAGUAUGCUGUCACUCUCCAGAAACAAGUGAGCCCUCUAGCCCAGGACAUCAUAACCAAAAUCACCAAGGAGGCUGAAGUUCUGAAGGAGCGCCUUGAGCAGGACCUGACCACUGUGAAGGACAAACUGGAGCCCUAUGCUGAUGAUCUGAAGACCCAAAUUCAGCAGAGAGUGGAGGAGCUGAGAGUAGCUGUGGCUCCUUAUGCCGAGUCCUUUGACUCUGAAGCUCUGAAAACCACGGUGCUGCAGAAGACCGAGGAGCUCAGGGGGAGUCUGGAGGAGAAAGUGAAGGAGCUGCAGUCCCAGCUGGAGCCCUACACUGAUGAACUCAGACAGAAAGUAGAUCAGCACCUGCAGGAAUUCCAGAAGACCGUGGGCCCUCUGACUGAAGAUCUUCAGGCCAAGGUUGCUGAGAGAGCCACUUUGGUUCAGCAGGGUCUGGCUCCCUAUGGUGAGGACCUGAGAGAGAAACUGUACCCCUAUGCCCAGAACCUGAAGGACCAGCUCACCUCUCUUUAUGAGUCCUUCACCAAGACCAACUAAAUACUCUAAACACCACAUUUCCCCCACUGGAUUAAUUUUACACUCAUGAAAACUGGUAAAACUACCAUUCUGUAUUUUGAUAUAAAUCAGAACAUUUUGCAAAAAUACAAAGACAAACUGUUAAACUUGCUAAAGGACCAGUGAAUUUCUCCUGU